AUGCAUACAGAAAACGGGCCACAGAAUGCCAAAGACCUAAAUUCUGGAUUUUAUGGGCCACAAUCCUUGGCUGAUAUUGGUGUCUCUGCGGAAGAAACUGGUGAUCAAUAUUUUGAACCGAUUUACGCGGGCUCGGGUGAACCCACCGGGAUCAGUUUGGAAGAAAUGAACGAUUCAUCUCAAUUCUUGAACCAAGGUGGUCUCCAUGAACAGCAGUUCAGCAAUACCAACGACCUCUCUCCUGAUUUCUCUACUCAAUUUCAGGCACAAUUAACAGGAACUUUGUUGAGUGAUUCGUUUCAAGACUUGGCAGCAUUCAUGGAUAACCAUACCCCAUUGGCAGAUGAUUUUGCUUCAUUCGUCUCACCAACACAGGGGCUCGAUUUCCCUUUGCUAGAUCACUACAACGGUACUGGAUGUAUAUCCCCGGCCCUGGGUGCAGAUUUGAGGACGGUAAGCACACACCAACCGGGAGAGACAGAUACAUUCUCAAGACUUGGGUCACGUUUACCGUCCUUACAGCCAGAAGAGGAUACAUCACGAGCUGUUCAAAUAGCCCGCGCAGUAAAUUUGUUUGAAGGAAUUAGCACACAGACUCGCAGCAUUCUCAUCGCCAAGGUGGAACAAUUUGCUGCUGUGAUGCCUCAAACAUUCCAAAUGCCAUCCAGACUAGCUAUGUCUCGUUACUUGACAGCUUAUGUCAAGGGGUUUCACGAGCACAUGCCUUUUCUGCACAUUCCCACUAUUUCAGCGGAGGGAUGUCGUAUUGAACUUGUACUGGCCAUUGCCUCAAUUGGGGCACAGUAUUGCUUUGAGCCCCAAAAAACAGUUCAACUAUUCCAAGCAAGUCAUCUCAUUGCAAGAGAGCGAAUCAGAAGACAAGAUGCGUUAUCGGAGUCUCAUACAGAUAAUGAUCAGCUGUCCCUAGGGCGCUCCGAUGACAAGCCUUACAAUCAGUCAGUACAAUAUAAAGAGAAUGAAAUCCAAACCGCGCAAGCUCUCUUGCUCCUCAUGGCCGAGGCAACAUGGUCAAACCACCGGACAAUCUUGCGUGAAGCCCUAGCCAUCCAGAGUAUUCUGGCAACUCUCGUUCGCGAUGAUGGUCUCAAAACGACACCGCUACCGGAGAAUACCACUUGGGAGAACUGGGCUACAUAUGAGAGUACCAAGAGAACCAAGUGGAUAGUGUUCUGCUUCUUCACCUUGCACACCAUUGUGUAUAACAUUUCAUCUCCAAUUCUUAGCUCAGAUGUCGAUGGGAUGUUACUGCCUUGCAACUUUGCAACUUUUCGAACUAUGUCCGAAAACAAGUGGCGAAAUUUGAUGGGCAACGAGCAUGAAAUUUGGUUCAAGGAUGCAUUCUCGCACCUAUUCCAAGAAAAUUUCGAUACUACUCACACGGCGCCAAAUUCUACACUUGGAAACUAUAUCCUUGCCCACGCGUUGAUUCAGCACAUCUACCUUGUCCGCGAAGUCUCCCGCCAUCGCCGAAAAGAGAUGCCAGAAGAAGAAAUCGCAUCUAUUGAGCUUGCCUUGCGAAAUUGGAAAUCCAUGUGGAAACACACCCCGGAUUCGAGCAUCGACCCUUCAAACCCUGCAGGCCCGGUGUCCUUCAACUCGACUGCUCUCCUACGUCUAGCAUAUAUUCGGCUCCAUGCAGAUAUCGGGCCCGGUCGCGCACUUCACACGCGCGACCCGGUGCAGAUUUCUAACGCAUUUCUCAAUGCUCAGAUAAUCUCGAGGACACCGAGGCUUCUACGGGCUGUGCUUCAUGCGGCACACGCUUUGAGUAUUCCUAUUCGCAUCGGCGUCCAUCUUGUCUCACAGACGCAAACUUUCAGAUGGUCCAUCCAACAUUCCUUGGCUACUCUUGAAUGUGCCUUCUUACUAAGUAAAUGGCUGGAAGCUCUAUCCUCGCCUGCAGCAAUUCAGUCUAUUACUCCUGGCGAGCAUAGAAUGGUGAUGCUGGUGAAGACGAUGUUGGAUGAAACGGACUUCGCCGUUCCUUUGACCUUCACUGUUGGAUCGCCGGCCGGAAUGAAGUUGCUGUCUGCCAAUGUUUUGCGUGUCUGGGCAAAGGUUUUCUAUGCCCCUGCACAGGUAUGGGCUAUAGUCGAAAUUGUGCGAGUCUCGCUGGAGCUAUGCGCGGAUUUGGUUGAAAACAUGUAA
This is a messenger RNA of Penicillium concentricum, 2169 nucleotides long. RefSeq lists its product as uncharacterized. Gene Ontology annotation, cellular component: chromatin. Lineage: Eukaryota; Fungi; Ascomycota; Eurotiomycetes; Eurotiales; Aspergillaceae. The transcript has a single exon. The record is from RefSeq and is a predicted model, not a curated record. The coding region runs from base 1 to 2169 and encodes 722 amino acids. Gene Ontology annotation, molecular function: zinc ion binding; DNA-binding transcription factor activity, RNA polymerase II-specific; RNA polymerase II cis-regulatory region sequence-specific DNA binding. Gene Ontology annotation, biological process: DNA-templated transcription; regulation of transcription by RNA polymerase II.